AAGAGAGCUGACAUCAGAACAUGCAAGUCAAAAUGCCUUGGUUUCUGCCACUGCUGCUUAUUGUAGGGAACGCAUGUGCCCUGGAGGACAAAUACAAACCUGGCAACUACACCAAGGAUGAAGCGGGUGCUUUGUUAUUUGUGGCUGAUUACAACACAACAGCAGAGAGCAUUUAUUUCAAGAGUGUUUCAGCCAGCUGGAAUUACAACACCAAUCUGACCAAAUAUAACCAGCAGAAACAGAUCAAUGCCUCGCUAGUUGAGCAAGAGUUUACGGAAGCCUGGGCCAAGAAAGCCAAGGAAUUGUUUGACGACAUAAGUAAGAACUUCAAUGAUACAGAGCUGAAGAAAAUACUGAGAGAGAUUCGAAUCCUAGGCCCUGCAAAUCUUGACCCACAAAAGAGAGAGAAGUACAACACCAUCCUGACUGAAAUGGAUAAUAUCUAUUCCACAGCGAAGGUGUGUCCCCCAAGCCAAGAGAAUAUCACUAAGUGCUGGUCGCUUGAACCGGAUCUCGUGCAACUUUUGGCAAAAUCCAAAAGCUACCAGAAGCUGCUGUAUGCCUGGGAAGGCUGGCACAACUCCGCAGGAAUACCUCAGAGAGAGAAGUACACAGAGUUUGUUGACAUGAGCAAUGAAGCCACUCGUUUGGAUGGGUUUGAGGAUACUGGAGAGUACUGGAGAUCAUGGUAUGAAUCGCCAACAUUUGAGGAAGAUCUUGAAUUCAUCUACCACCAGUUGAAACCUCUCUACCUCAACCUCCAUGCUUAUGUGAGAAGAAAGUUAUAUCAAAGAUAUGGAGCCAAAUAUAUCAAUCUGAGAGGACCUAUUCCUGCACAUCUCCUGGGUAAUAUGUGGGCACAGCAGUGGAAUAAUAUCUAUGAAAUGAUGAUCCCAUUCCCAGACAAAGACAACAUUGAUGUUACUGAUGCAAUGGUUCAGCAAAAUUGGAACGCCACCCGUAUGUUCAGAGUUGCUGAGGAUUUCUUCAAAUCAUUGAAUCUUACUGAGAUGCCCAAGGAGUUCUGGGAUGAAUCAAUGCUGGAAAAGCCAAAUGAUGGCCGCGAGGUGGUGUGCCACGCUUCAGCCUGGGAUUUUCUGAACCGCAAGGCUUUCAGAAUCAAACAAUGUACAACAGUCACAAUGGAGCAACUCUUCACCGUUCAUCACGAGAUGGGUCACAUCCAGUACUAUCUGCAGUACAAAGACCAGCCCGUCACAUUUAGAGCUGGAGCCAAUCCAGGUUUCCAUGAAGCAAUUGGGGAUGUAAUGUCACUCUCAGUGUCAACACCAAAGCACCUGGAGAAGAUUGGGCUGCUGCAAACAGUCUCAGACGGACACGAGGCUGAAAUCAAUUAUCUUCUGAAGAUGGCUCUAGAAAAAAUUGCCUUCCUUCCCUUUGGCUAUUUGAUAGACCAGUGGAGGUGGGGAGUGUUCAGUGGACGCAUCUCUCCAUUGCAUUACAACUACGAAUGGUGGUACCUGAGGACAAAAUACCAAGGAAUAUGCCCACCAAUUUCUAGGAAUGAAACACAUUUUGAUGCUGGUGCCAAGUAUCACGUCCCAGGAAACACACCUUACAUCAGAUAUUUUGUGAGUUGUAUUCUGCAAUUCCAGUUUCAUAAAGCUCUGUGCAAUGCUUCAAACCAUACUGGAGCUCUACAUACAUGUGAUAUCUAUAAAUCCACGGUCGCUGGUGAGAAGCUCAGACAAGCACUGAGGGCUGGCUCUUCCAGAUCUUGGGAGGAGAUUCUUAAGGAAGUGACAGGUGAUGGGAAGAUGGAUGCCUCUGCUCUACUUGAAUAUUUUCAGCCAGUCACUACAUGGCUUGAAAAACAGAAUGUGUUAAAUAAUGACGUGCUUGGGUGGCCUGAUUUCGAUUGGCGCCCACAAGUCCCUGAUGGGUAUCCAAAUGGCAUUGAGAAGAACACGGAUGAAACUGAGGCAGAAGAUUUUAUAAAGAAAUACAACAUGACGGCGGAGAAGGUGUGGAACGAUUAUACAGUGGCAUCGUGGGCCUACAACACCAACAUCACUGAGCACAACAAACAGGUCAUGAUGGACAAAAAUCUGAAAAUGGCUAAUCACUCAGUGGAGUACGGCCUGCAAGCUCGCCAGUUUGACUCCACAAAUUUCCAGAAUGAAGCAACUAAACGGAUCCUGAACAAGCUGAGCGACAUUCAGCAGGCAGCUCUUCCAGAACCAGAAUUGAUAGAGUAUAACAAUAUUCUAUCUGACAUGGAAACCACCUACAGUGUUGCCAAAGUGUGUCGAGCCAAUGGGACAUGUCACCCUCUGGACCCUGAUCUGACGGAAAUAAUGGCAUCCUCAUCUAACUACAGUGAACUGCUGUUUGCCUGGAAUGGGUGGAGAAAUGUUUCUGGGAAGAAAAUGAGGAACAACUUCAAGAGAUACGUGGAACUCAGCAACAAGGCGGCACGAUUAAAUAAUCACGCAGAUGCUGGAGCUUUCUGGAGGUCGCUGUAUGAUUCUGAAACAUUUGAGGCAGAUUUGGAGAGGAUUUACAACCAGCUCCAGCCUCUAUACUUGAAUCUGCAUGCUUAUGUCCGACGUGGAUUGUAUCAGAAGUACGGAGAUAAAUACAUCAACCUUAAGGGCCCAAUACCAGCUCACUUAUUAGGAAACAUGUGGGCCCAGUCGUGGAAUAAUAUCUAUGAUCUGUUAACACCUUAUCCUAACGUCUCUCAUGUCGAUGCUACUCCAGCAAUGAUUGCUCAGGGUUGGACUCCCAAAAAGAUGUUUGAAGAAUCAGAUAAGUUUUUUACAUCUCUCGGGCUUAUCCAAAUGCCGAAGGAAUUCUGGGAUAAGUCGAUGUUGAUGAAACCUGAAGGCAGGGAGGUUGUCUGUCAUGCUUCUGCCUGGGACUUUUAUAACAGGAAAGAUUUUAGGAUUAAGCAAUGUACUGUGGUCAACAUGGAAGAUCUGGUCACUGUCCACCAUGAAAUGGGCCACGUUCAGUACUUCCUUCAGUACAAAGAUCAGCCGGUCUCAUUCCGAGAUGGAGCAAACCCAGGAUUCCACGAGGCAAUUGGCGAUGUUAUGGCUCUUUCCGUUUCCACUCCAAAACAUCUGCACACCAUCGGCCUACUCAGUGAAGUAGAGGACAAUAUCGAAAUGGAUAUCAACUACCUGUUGAGCAUUGCUCUGGAAAAAAUUGCUUUCAUUCCAUUUGGAUAUCUGAUGGAUAAGUGGCGAUGGAAGGUUUUUGAUGGACAGAUUAGUGAAAAUGACUACAACCGAGAGUGGUGGAACCUCAGGUUAAAUUAUCAGGGAUUGUGUCCUCCUGUUCCUCGUUCAGAGCAAGAUUUCGAUCCCGGGGCAAAAUUCCAUAUUCCUUCAAACGUUCCCUAUGUCAGGUAUUUUGUGAGCUUCAUCAUCCAGUUCCAGUUCCAUGAACGCCUUUGUGAAGUAGCAAACCAAACAGGUUCCCUGUUUAAGUGUGACAUCUAUAAGUCCAAGGAAGCUGGAAAAUUAAUUGCGGAUGUCAUGAAGCUUGGUAGCAGCAAGCCCUGGUCUGAAGCCAUGAAGUUAAUAACAGGGAAGCCAGAUAUGUCUGCUGAGCCUCUACUGAAGUACUUCAAGCCACUGACAGACUGGCUUAUUGAGAAGAACAUCAAGAAUGGAGAGACCCUGGGAUGGCCUGAAUACAAUUGGACUCCAGCUCUAGGCUCAGACAAUCUGCCAAUUCCAACUUCAACACCAGAAGAGGCGAAAGAUAAGGUGGAUUUUCUGGGAUUAACAUUGGAUCCCCAGCAGGCAAAAGCAGGACAGUGGAUUCUGCUUUCAGUCGGUAUUGCCCUAGUCUUUUUAGUUUUGUUUGUGGUAAUGAAAUUUCUUUCAAACAAAAGAAGCCCAAAAAAGUCAACAUCUGAACUCGAACUAAAAUAACAUUUUAAUAUCAGGUUCAAACUCAUUGACUAUGCAAAAAUAACAGCACCAUCUAUGUUGUACAUAUGAUUUAAAAUGUUUAAUUAGUAAUUUGGGUGGAUAUAUGCUUUAUUACAAAAAUUUCAUAAAAUGUAUCUGGUAUAGAAUAUUGAAAACUUUUACAAACAGCUUGUCUUAAAGACAUAAUGCAAUUGUUAAAUAUGAACAUGUGAUCAUUAUGUUACUGAGACUCCAUGAGAAUAAGUUGCUGUAUAGAAUAAUGCUUAUGGUCUGUGUGUUUAUGUGCAUUGAUUAAGUCCUUUCCAAAAAACUGGAAAAUAUCUGCUUGAGUACAGGUAUGGAAGAUAAAGGGAUAGGUGCAGACUGAGAUGAACAAAUACUCCAUGGACGCAAUGGUUUCUGAGCCACUGGGAUCCUUUAGUUAACUUGUCAGCUACAGUGUGAGAGAUACAUCUCAGCAAGUGUGGUUACCUCAUAAAUGGACACUACAUUCCUCGGUCUGCACUGACGAUGAUGUGUUGCCAUCAGUGCAUUGGUGACACUACUUUGGCACAGAAAAUGUAAAAGUGUAGAAUUCCUGGUUCCUAAAGAACUUUAAUGGCGCAUUUCCUGCUGCUGCUGCUAUCAUAUCUGGAAACAAUUGUCUCCCAAGCUCUUACAGAUCACAUUCACUGUACCUCAAAAAACAAAUAGGAAACUAUUCUUUUGCAUAAAACAGGUAAACCUUCAGUGCUUUAAAGCACUUGCCAGACUGUAAGAUGAUCUCUGCUAAGCCUCUGCAUUUGUUUUCUAGAAUCUUAUUGUAUUUUUAUGAGAAAAUUUUAAAUAUGUUAUUUCAGUAAUCAUCACACCAAAUUAAAAAUAGUUCUGAACAGAAUGCUACUUCAAACUACAGAAAUCUAGAUCAGAUCACAUUGUUUUGGUCAUAUGUUUAUACAAUAUCCAUUCCACAUCCUUGAUAAAGAAAAACACAAGAGUUUGCUGCAGAACCACUGCAUAUCUUGUUAUAGACACACUCCAUGUUAUCUGACGAUUCACAUAGGAAAUGUUCAAGAGAUCAAUCUGUUAAAUGAGCAUAUGGCUAUGAAGGUGGAAUAAAAUGCAUGCACAACAUAUAGA
Callorhinchus milii (elephant shark) is the source of this 5027-nucleotide messenger RNA. RefSeq names its product angiotensin I converting enzyme (peptidyl-dipeptidase A) 1 (gene ace). Gene Ontology annotation, molecular function: peptidyl-dipeptidase activity; metallopeptidase activity. Bases 21 to 3908 code for a protein of 1295 amino acids. Gene Ontology annotation, cellular component: plasma membrane. Lineage: Eukaryota; Metazoa; Chordata; Chondrichthyes; Chimaeriformes; Callorhinchidae. The record is from RefSeq and is a predicted model, not a curated record. Gene Ontology annotation, biological process: proteolysis. The transcript has 25 exons.